Hippopotamus amphibius kiboko is the source of this 2783-nucleotide messenger RNA. RefSeq names its product ubiquitin associated protein 1 like (gene UBAP1L). The transcript has 5 exons. Gene Ontology annotation, biological process: ubiquitin-dependent protein catabolic process via the multivesicular body sorting pathway. The record is from RefSeq and is a predicted model, not a curated record. The coding region runs from base 724 to 1986 and encodes 420 amino acids. Gene Ontology annotation, molecular function: ubiquitin binding. Lineage: Eukaryota; Metazoa; Chordata; Mammalia; Artiodactyla; Hippopotamidae. Gene Ontology annotation, cellular component: ESCRT I complex.
AUUCUUAAGUUGCUAAAAAGUGUUUGUUUAUUGUUUGUUAAAAUCAUGAACAGAUAUUACUUUUAUCAGGUGCUUCUUCUGCAUCUAUGGAGAUAGAUAAGUAUACACUUUUUCAUUUUUAUUCUUUUGAUAUUUAUCUUUAUUCCCAUUGAUUAAUUUUGGAAUGUUAAGGCAGUCUCUCAUUCCUGAAAGAAAUUCAACCUGACAGUGUUGUAUUUUUCUAUCCAUAAUUAUUUUCGAUAAGAUUUUUGCAUUUAUGUUCAUGAGAUUUCAGCCUCUAAUUUUCUUGUCAGGUUUGGUAUUAAGGUGAUGCUGAAAUCAAAACAAGUUAGGACACAUUCCUGCUUUUCUUCUUUUCUGGAAGAGUUCACGUAAUUUGAUAUUUCUUUCUUAACCAUUUGGGUGAAAACUCUCAAUGAAAUGCUUUAGAACUAGGGUUACAGACCAUGUUUUGGGAAACAGUGGUCUAGAGAGAAAGACUUAAAUGUGAACUAGUCAAUUGCUGUCAGUUUGAAUACUCUUGUUUUUAUUCAUUUCCUCCCUUACGCAGCACCGGUCACUUCACCUUUUCCUUCCUGGCUGUGUGCGGCUCAGCAAAGUCACUACACAGGAGAGCAGUGAGCCAUUUGAGGCCUGAGCCUGGUCCUCAGGGAUUCUCUCUCUCACUGCCACCAGGAGGCCUGCCCCAGCCCUGCUCAGCCAUCUCCACACUCCUCUGACAGAAUGAAUGCCCUGGAUGGUGUCCCCUUCAAGGUGCCCAAGGGCUUUGUGAUAGGCACAGAGCCCCUCCCUGCGCCAGAGCUCAGUGUCCCAGACUGCAGGGAGCUUCUGCUGGGUUCUAUGCAUGACUUCAGCCUGGAGAGGAGGACGCUCUUCUGGGUGGAGGCUGUCGUCCGGGGACCCUGCCCGGUCCAGUGCGAUGCCCCGGGGGCAGCUUCAGCCCCUCCCGCCUGGCUCUUGCUGGUCAGUCCCGAGCAGGGGCUGGAGCCCAUGCCUGCCGCAGCCCAAGGUUCUGAGGCUGGACCCCAGGAGCGUCCUGAGGAAGACGAGGGGGUGGAGGAGGACCAGGAUGAGGAAGAAGCCUCCUCUGGGGUGGAGGAAGAGCUGGACGCCUGCAGCCCCCAGCCCAGCUCCCCGGCGAGCCCCAGCCUGGGUCAACACCGCUGCUCGCUGGACGUGCUGCGCGGCGUGAGGUCGGAGCUGGCCGGGGCGCGGCGGCGGCUCUCCGAAGGCCGGCUGGCCGCCCGGCCUCGCAACCUCCUGCACCGCAUCCGCCACCGAGCUCUGAGCCUCUGCCCCGGCCCCGCGCCAGCCCUGGGCCCGGUGCCCCCGCUCCCCAGCUCCCCGACGCCGCCCCGGGGCCCCGAGCCACCGCUCCCCAGCACCCCUGCGCUGCCCCGGGGCCCCGAGCCACUGCUCCCCAGCACCCCGGCGCCGCGCCGGGGCCCCGAGCCACCGCUCCCCAGCACCCCUGCGCUGCCCCCGCGGCCGUCCACGGCCGGCGCCAGGCCCCCGCUGCGGAGCCACAAGCCCAUGGUCGCGUCCCUCAAUCCGUACACCUGCCUGCCACCUCCUGGGCAGGUGCCCCAGCCUCUCGCCACCCACAGAUUGCACCCUGAUUCUGCUGACUUGCUGUCUGCCCUGAGCCAGGAGGAGCAAGACCUCAUCGGGCCAGUGGUCGCCCUGGGUUAUCCCCUUCACAGGGCCAUCGUGGCUCUGCAGAAGACGGGGCGGCAGAGCCUAAGCCAGUUUCUCAGCUACCUAAGCGCCUGUGACCGGCUGCUGCGACAGGGCUAUGAAGAGGGCCUGGUGGACGAGGCCAUGGAGAUGUUCCAGUUCUCUGAGAGCCAGGCAGGGGAGUUCCUGCGUCUCUCAGAGCAGUUCAGCGACAUGGGCUUCCAACAGGACCGCAUCAAGGAGGUGCUGCUGGUCCAUGGCAACCGCCGAGAGCAAGCCCUGGAGGAGCUGGUGGCCUGUGCCCAGUAACCCUGGGCGCACCUGGUCCCAAUGCCAGACCUGGCGAUCCAUCCUCACCGUAUUAUGAGGACCACAUAAGAAUAACAAAGUGAUGUGUGCUCAUUGUACAAAUGCAAACGAUGCCAAGGGUGGGAGUAAAUACUGUAGGGGAGGGAAAACUUUACCCGCCUUAGGAUUUCAACUGGGGCUCUUUAACAAAAUAACAGAUUAAUAAGAGAAAAAUAAUGUAUUAAUGCAUGGGGUACACAUCUCGCCAGAGAAACGUCAGUGAAAAGCAACUCAAAAUAGUUUAGAACUCUGGCUUAUCUAGAAUCUUUAACAAAAAACAAUAAAUCUGUAGAUAAAUGACAGGACAAAGGAAAACAGUUUUGGACUUCCAAGGACGGCAGACUGUAUGGGAGGGAACUAACAGAGUAAGGUUUUUUGUAGGUUCCAUUGGUACGUUUCUGGGCUGAUAAAAAUGUCUCCAGAAAAGGAGAACUUAUAUCCUGCCUUUAAGCAGAAAAGAGGGGAAGGGUAGGGAAAGCUUUUCCUGCAUUUGCUGCUUCUUAAUUGCCUUCAGCUCAAAAUAAUUAUGUCAAAGAGGCAUAUUUUGGGGUGACAUUCUGGUUUCCUUCAAUAUCAAAAGAAUCAGCUAAAAGAGUUGAACGUGGCUCCUUGUGGGGAGGGGCAGAUGGGGGUGCAUGGGCAAGGAACUGUGUGUUUUCAUAUAAGCCGUGUAAAAUGACCUAUAUCUGAUUCUUUAAACUAUGGGCAUUAGUAUCUUUGAGUUUAAGAAAAUUAAAACAAAUAAAUGAUGUUCAGUU